Messenger RNA from Drosophila novamexicana, 1209 nucleotides. RefSeq lists its product as uncharacterized. Gene Ontology annotation, biological process: cytoskeleton-dependent cytokinesis. NCBI's taxonomy places the organism in Eukaryota, Metazoa, Arthropoda, Insecta, Diptera, Drosophilidae. The coding region runs from base 56 to 664 and encodes 202 amino acids. The record is from RefSeq and is a predicted model, not a curated record. Gene Ontology annotation, cellular component: dynactin complex. The transcript has a single exon.
UUUUGCUAAUUGCACUGACAUCAUUCCGCUUUCUUUGAGAUAUUUGCAAAUCAGAAUGGAAGCCCUUGACAUAUUGGAGAAAAGAAUAGAUUCGCUGAAUCGUGUGCUCGGUCCACUGCCAGAAUCAUAUGCUGGAGACGCCGACGGCAGCAGCACGGCAAAGACCGCGAAUAUUGUGGACACGCUCUGCUCAGCCAACGCCUUGUUGGGCGAAGCCACCACGGGACGCACACAGCUGCAGCAGUGCGUGGGACGUGCAGCGGAGCUGGAGAAGUAUCUGGAUCCUAAUUUCUUGGAGGAUCAUCAACAGGUGCGCACCAAGGAGGUCUAUAUAAAUGCAGUUGCGCCCGAGCUAUACGCCCAGAGCGAACAGCUGGAGCGCAUCAAGCAGCUAGAGCCGGCGCUGGGUGCGGAAUACUUUCGCAGCAUACCCAGCGAGUGCCUAGACAAGCUCAAGCAGAUCACCGAUAACAACGGCGAAUACGCGCAGCAAAGCGAACUGAUCGAGGAGAGCCUUAUAUUGGCCAUGAAGCGAUAUGGCGAGAUUCAAGCGGGCCUGCUCAGCUCAUUGGAUGCGAUGAACGAGCGCCUUGACCAGGUCGAGCAGCGCAUGGAGCAACAGAAACGUGCCGACCUCACAAAGGAUGUGCCCCCAAAGGACUGAGUGCUAAAAUUGCUGAAAGUAUUUAACCUUAGAAAUUGUUCCACUUGUCGCCUUUAAGAUUUUUAUUUCAUACGCUAGCACAAUACACGAACCUAUUAACUAAAACUAGAGCUAAACUAGAACUUAAAUUUGUGCUGGUUAAGUGUUUUCUUUGUAUAAGAAAAUCCCUUGUCAAUGCUGGCAAUUGUGUUGACACUUCUUAUGCCCUUGCAGAAGGUAUUAUACAUUUGUACAGAACGUGUAUAGAAUCUAUCUUUAUAUAUCUCGGUCUGCAUCAACAGAUGUAUUAAUAUAUGCAAGGAUUGGAACACUAUAUCAUAUAGGUUCCAUUAAUGUGAUUGAGUGGAAGUAAAACUGAGUUCUUGGAUAAACAACUUGUUUGUUUUUCCAGAUAUCUUUACCAAACUUUAAAAGUGUGAUAUGCUCGGAAAUAUUUAAAAUCGGAAGAGUAUAUCAAAUAUCUACCUUAGACUUGAAAUGUAGUGGAUCAGAGUAAGGGUAUUGGGUCUGCGGCACUCCAAAGAUAACCGUUCUUUCUUGAUAGU